GUGAUGACAGUGACAUACACCAACCGUGUGGCCGAUGCCCGCCUAGGCACCUUCUCCCAGCUCCUGCUCCAGUGGAAAGGCAGUAUCUACAAGCUCCUCUACUCCGAGUUCCUGAUUUUCAUCUCCCUCUACUUCGCCAUCAGUCUUGUCUACAGGCUGAUCCUCAGUGAAAGCCAAAGGCUGAUGUUUGAGAAGCUGGCGCUCUACUGCAACAGCUAUGCCGAGCUAAUCCCCGUGUCCUUCGUGCUGGGUUUCUAUGUGGCCCUGGUGGUGUCCCGCUGGUGGGCUCAGUACGAGAGCAUCCCCUGGCCCGACCGCAUCAUGAACCUGGUCUCCUGCAACGUGGACGGGGAGGACGAGUACGGGCGGCUCCUGCGCCGCACGCUGAUGCGCUACAGCAACCUGUGCAGCGUGCUCAUCCUGCGCUCCGUCAGCACCGCCGUCUACAAGCGCUUCCCCAGCAUGGAGCACGUCGUGAGGGCAGGUCUCAUGACCCCAGAAGAGCACAAGAAAUUCGAGAGUUUGAAUUCCCCCCACAACAAGUUUUGGAUCCCUUGCGUGUGGUUCUCCAACCUCGCGGUGAAGGCGAGGAACGAGGGGAGGAUCCGUGACAGCGUGCUGCUCCAGGGCAUCCUGAACGAACUCAACACCCUGCGCAGCCAGUGCGGGCGGCUCUAUGGCUACGACUGGAUCAGCAUCCCCCUGGUCUACACUCAGGUGGUGACCGUGGCUGUUUACAGCUUCUUCCUGGCCUGUCUGAUCGGGCGGCAGUUCCUGGAUCCGGAAAAAGCAUAUCCUGGCCACGAGCUAGACCUCUUCGUGCCAGUCUUUACGUUUCUGCAGUUCUUCUUCUACGCUGGCUGGUUAAAGGUGGCCGAACAGCUCAUCAACCCUUUUGGGGAGGAUGAUGAUGACUUUGAGACCAACUGGCUCAUCGACAGGAACCUGCAGGUGUCCCUGAUGGCAGUGGACGAGAUGCAUCAGGAUUUGCCCAUCCUGGAGAAGGACCUAUACUGGAACGAGCCUGACCCCCAGCCGCCUUACACCGCAGCCACCGCAGAGUACAAGCGCCCAUCGUUCCUUGGCUCUACUUUUGAUAUCAGCAUGCAGAAAGAAGAGAUGGAGUUCCAGCCCCUGGAGCAAAUCAAAGAGAACGAGGAGGCGAACCACUCCACGCCACUGCUGGGCCACCUGGGCCGUCUCCUCGGCGUGCAGUCACCCAGCUUCUCCAGGUCCUCCUCCCGGAUGAACCUGCUGCGCCGGCGAGGGGAGCCCACCUCCCCCUUCUCCCAUUACGCCUACCAAGACACGGGCAAGGCCGUCCCCUCCCCGAGGGGGGACACCAACCCACAGGAGCAGUGGGAUGGGGACGAUGGGAAACUGAGGGAGUUCGAUGCCUUCAUGUCCACCCCGUUUUACGAGAGACCCGGCUUCUACAGCGCACCGCAGACGCCGAUCAGCUCCAUCCCCAUGAUCUUCCCUUCCCGGCGCCAGGGCCGCAAGAAGCCCCCCGCACUCUCCAGCAUCGCUGCCUGCUCCAAUUCCCUCAGGGACGUCAUCGCCAACUCCUCGCCUUCCCGGACGAGCGAUAUGUACAAAAGCCAGAGCUCCCUCGGCUCGGGUACCAAGGAAACCUUUAUUUGGCCGACGGAAAGGAACAAAGGUCCUGACCCGCUGGUUGUAAUGGUGGAAGAAAAAAACAACUCUAACUGUAGAGGCAGAGAAGCUGCCACCACGGGGAGUCCAGAAGCUCUGUCCGCAGCAUCGGACAGCCCUAAAUUCCCCCUCCUGGCAGAGUCCCCCAACCAGGACAAGCAGGGCAACUUCAAAAGCCUGAAGAGCUCGAAAGGCUCCCAGCCACCCUGGCUGACUCUGGAGAACACGACAGCCGCCCCCUGGUCUGAGCAGCUGAGCACCCUGCACCCCCCUGGCACCAAAACGCCCACCAGCAGCCCCCCUCCCUGCUUCUCCUUCACUCCUGUAACGUCUCCAGUGCUGGAGAGGUCCCCCAUGGGGAACGUGGUCCCCGACAGCCUGAGUUCAGAAGACACAAGCAGUGUGACAGACCCGUAUCCGUCAGAGAUUUCCGGGACAAGAGAUUCAGGAAGCAGAAGCACUAAUAAUCCCCCAACAAGAGAGACAAGACGAGUGGAGAGCCCGUCCCCAAAUGAUUCUGGCAUCUCCCUAGGUGACAGUGACUACGUGGGGCUGAUGGAGGUGAUCAUGGAGACUAGUGAAAGCACAUGCGAUGAUCUGAUGGAUCAGUACAGCUAGAGGAGCCCAAAAAACACAGGUCUGUUAAAAUACCUGCCAUCCGAGUGAUACUGCAGUAUCUUCACACCUGGCCCAACAGAAGAGCAGUGCAGCCUAACCCCAAGCUGCUGGAGCAUCCACUGAGAGCACAGCCCAGGUGACUCCCCACUACAGCCCUCAGGUACCACAGCAGGCACACGGUCUCAGUGUUGCAACAAGAAAAAAAGUGAGGAAAAAACCCUACACUUCUACAAAACAAGAGACUUUUGGUGUUAGGCAUUACAGAUGCCUAAACAGCAGAACUGUAGCUGACAGCACCCUGACAACCCUGGAAUUCAGGCAUAGCCCAAAGCAGAAGAGGAAUAUAGCCAGUAACACAUCCUCUCAGCAAGAAUUAGAACCUGAAGUUUACAUUAUUUGCCACAAAGCCCACUACAGGUCUCAUGCAGGACUUGCACUGCUGACAGCUACUCCAGGGAAAGGGACUGAGUCACAGCACUCGUGAUACAGACCCACGGUGCCUCAAAGCCUUACCUAGCCGGUGCUCCCCAGUACUGGGAAAGCAGUGGGAAUCCUCCCUGAAAGCAGUAAUAAAAAAGCCUGAAGUCCAGGACCACUUUUUUUUCUCAUUUCAAUUUCUGUGCAAUAAUAGAAAUUUAAAAGCAAAGCACUGAGGUGUUCCUCUUUUCACAGCUUCAGGAACAGCUGCAGAUCUCCCCACACCACAGGGAACAGAACAAAUUCAGUCCACCUCACAUACUCCCCCCUCUGCCUUUCAGAGGGUUGUUUGGCCUCAGCAGCUGUCACCACCACCCCCAACCAUCUCCCAACAUUGUCCUUUGAGGUAGUUCCUGCUUCACUGUUUCGGUGUAGUUUAGAGCACACAGACAGCUCUCUCCUCCCAGAGAGAUUUCUUCAUGGAAGAGUGCAGUCUGCUGUCAGGCAUGCAUGAUGCUCCAUGAGGCAUUAAUCCCACCCUUCAGCAACUCAGGAAGCCCAGAGACACUAAAACCUCCAUUUCCUUGCAUUACAGUACAAGUUGUAGUGGCAAAAGCAUUUUAGAACAGCUUUAGUUCCUGAGCAAUUCCUGCAGUGGAUACUAAUGGGUGGGAAAGAAAACGAUUUAUAGAAGCGUUAAGGAAGAGUAAGUGCAACCUGAUCCCCCUUAUGCGUUUCUUCAUGCCCAGCUUAGGAUAAUAACUCUCCCAGCAGAGACUAGGGAGCACAACCCUUUCCUUCCAAGAAGGACACAAAGAACCACUUUGAACCAAGUCACUUUAUUGGAUGGAAGGCGAUACACAAAACACAAGAGAAAAGAAGGCUGAUAUUUGGUACAGAGUAAGAGAACUGUUUAUCUAGAUAGCUGAAGAUGCAUGCACUGCUGGACAGUAAAGUAGGAAUCUUCCUGAAACCCACAGGGUGGUGUUCGUGGCAAGACUUCAG
This is a messenger RNA of Anas platyrhynchos (mallard), 3696 nucleotides long. RefSeq names its product bestrophin-1. The record is from RefSeq and is a predicted model, not a curated record. NCBI's taxonomy places the organism in Eukaryota, Metazoa, Chordata, Aves, Anseriformes, Anatidae. Gene Ontology annotation, molecular function: chloride channel activity.